AUGAAGUCCAUUCUUCUUGCUGCCACGGCCGCCACGGCUGUUGCCGGUACCAGCCUCCUUGAGCUGGGCCUCAACGUCGACAUGUUCAACACCAUCGACCUCGGUGCCGACCUCAAGCUCCACCUGCCCCAAGGCCUCCAACUGCCGGCGGCUGCGGCGGAGAAGCCCUCUGCCAACCCUCCCCCCGGCCACGUCAACGUGUGGCACCCGAGCCACCACGGCGUGGUGAUUGACCAGUGCGACGACGAGGACAGCGAUGGCUGGCACUGGGUUCACCCUUGUGGCGAUGCCUGCAAGCCGGAGCAGCCCGAGCACGUCUGGACCACCAGCACGGUCAGCGUCACCUCGAUGCACACCGUCAUCAGCUGCGCUCCCACCGUCACCAACUGCCCGGCCAACGGCAAGCAGACCACCACCGUCGUCGUCCCCGAGACCGUCACCAUCUGCCCCGUCGAGGCUGCCAAGACCAAGACGGCCAACCAGACGCCGGCCCCGUCCUCUGCCGGCUCCCCCUCGGCUGCCUCUUCGCCGGCCAACAGCGCUGCCCAGCCGACCGAGACCGCCGUCGUCACCCUGAGCACGCAGACUGUUCCGGCUGCCAGCGGCCCUGCUGCCAGCGGUCCUGCCAGCGGCCCCUCGGGCUACCCGGUCCCCGGCAGCUCGGCUCCCGCUCUCACUGCCCCCCCUACCGUCCCCAGCGGCCCCGCGUCGGCUCCUGCUGCCUCCUCCCUCCCGGCUUACCCCGUGCCCGGCAACAGCUCGGCCCCGGCCUUCCCCACUUCCGCCGGCGUUCCACCCGCUCAGUCCUCGCCUGCCGGCUCCCCCUCUGUUCCCGCUGCUCCGGCCUACAGCGCCCCCGCCGCUCCUCCUGCUGCCCCCGUCUACAGCGUCCCUGCUGCUCCUCCUGCCGGCGCCGCUCCCAGCGCCGCUCCUCUCCCUUCCGGCAACGGCACCGUUCCCCUGCCCAACGGCGCCGUCAGCCGCACCCAGGGCGCCGGCAUGGCUCUCUUCGCGGGUGCCGUUGCCGCCCUGUUCCUGUAA
Messenger RNA from Trichoderma citrinoviride, 1041 nucleotides. RefSeq lists its product as hypothetical. The record is from RefSeq and is a predicted model, not a curated record. Bases 1 to 1041 code for a protein of 346 amino acids. NCBI's taxonomy places the organism in Eukaryota, Fungi, Ascomycota, Sordariomycetes, Hypocreales, Hypocreaceae. The transcript has a single exon.